AUGGAUUUUUCAAAUAUUUGUGAAGUAGUAGAGCAAAAUUCUUUGCAAAACAGUGUUGUUAAAUUUGUAAAUGGAAGUUCAGGAAAAGUAACUGAGGAAACCAUUCCAAUAACAUCAUGGGACAAAAUUGUUAACAAGGAAAUGGUAACUUCAACUGCUAGUGAUGCUGAUUCAGGAGGCAAAAAGGACAAUAAUGCAAGCUCUUCAAAUAGCAGUCCUGGGCAAAGCAAGAUAAGGCAAACUUUCAGUCAAAUUAGUAAACUGGAAGAUGCUAAAGGCAUUGUCAUAACUGAUCAAGAAAAAAUUUCAACUGAAUUAGUUGAUUUUUGUGAGAAAAGAUUUGCACAUAAAGAAGUUAAGAUUGUUGAAGAAUUACUUAAUGUCAUUCCACAUUCAAUUACUGCAGAAGAUCAAAGAAUGCUUGAUGUAAUUCCCAAUGAAGAGGAAAUUAAAAAAAUUGCCUUUGAAAUGGAUCCAGAUAGCUCUCCUGGUCCAGAUGGAUUCUCAGGUGCUAAAACUGCUUCACAGUUCAGACCCAUUGGCUUGAGCAAUGUCAGCUUCAAAGUCAUCACCAAAUUAAUCACAACAAGAAUGAGUACCUUAAUGGAAAAACUUGUCUCUCCUCAACAAACAACUUAUAUUAAGGGGAGAAGUAUUCAUGAACAAGUGCUAUUAGCUUCAGAAAUGGUGAAUGAAAUGAAAAGGAAAAGAAGAGGAGAAAAUGUAGGACUCAAGCUAGAUAUAUCUCAGGCAUAUGAUGCAAUGGUUAAUGACUAUUCUUCAUUCAGCAAAAAAGUUAUGAUGGUAAAUGGUGGGCCAUGUGGAUUCGUCUUAGUGGGAAGGGGCUUAAGGCAAGGAGAUUCACUUUCUCCUAUGUUGUUUAUAUUGAUGGAAGAUGUUCUUAGCAGAAAUCUAUCUCAUUUGGUGCAAUCUGGCAAAACAGUGCCAAUGGUGGUGAGAAAAGGAAAUGCUUCAUUCAUAAAUGAUAUUGGUCUAAAUGCAUUUGUUAAAGAAAAUUUAAGUAUGAAGCUUCAAGAUUUGUUAACUGGCAAGAACUGGUGCAUUCCUGAAGAGCUUACUUUUAUUUUGCUAACACAUCAUUGCCUGAAAUGA
Molecule: messenger RNA, 1113 nt
Organism: Papaver somniferum (opium poppy)
Lineage: Eukaryota; Viridiplantae; Streptophyta; Magnoliopsida; Ranunculales; Papaveraceae
Exons: 5
Coding region: 1-1113 (370 amino acids)
Source: RefSeq, a predicted model, not a curated record